Molecule: messenger RNA, 1383 nt
Organism: Helicoverpa zea (corn earworm)
Lineage: Eukaryota; Metazoa; Arthropoda; Insecta; Lepidoptera; Noctuidae
Exons: 9
Coding region: 1-1254 (417 amino acids)
Biological process (GO): proteolysis
Molecular function (GO): serine-type endopeptidase activity
Source: RefSeq, a predicted model, not a curated record
AUGUUGUACGAGCCCUUUAUUUAUUCUUUAAUGUGGUUUAUUAGCUUUAAAGUUAAGUACCUAUUUUGUCUGUUCGAGCGAAGAAUAACUAACGGACAAGUUGAAACCAAAGGGAAGAGGUAUGUGGUGUACCUUCUAAAUUCACCAUAUUCAGAAUACCAGCCAGAAGCCUGGCUCUGUGGUGGAGUUCUUAUUUCAACAACUAAAGUUUUGACAUCAGCCGCUUGCCUUACCGAAGUCAGUCAUAUUUAUGUGAUAGCUGGCUAUAAGAAAUACGUCAGUGGUAAUAGUAUACAAGACAAUGAUUGCACACGGUUUAAGAAGAAUAAGAUUAUCAGGAUUAUUAUUCCUAAAGCAUUUAAUUCAGAAACGUGGAUAAAAUUCGACAUAGGCGUUGGUGUUGUCGAAAAACCGUACGACUUUCUCGAUAUAUCGUAUCGUUCGAUAUGUUCGUACGAACCAGAAGCUGUAGCGAUUAAUUACGAUGUCAAUCUGGAGGUCCCUAAUACUGCUGCUGUGGCAUUUGGUUGGGGAGGGUCGAGAGCUCGCGAGCCUGGAGUAGAUGGUGACCUAAACUCAAACUACUUGAUGUCAGCUCAAACACUUAUAACGCACAAAGAAGUAUGCCAAAAACUGUUCCCAGAUAGUGUGGAUUAUUACUUCCUUUGUACUACAGCGUCAACUGCAUCCGAAGACAUUUUUUCUAACGUUAAAUGUAACCAGACUGAUUCCAAUGGCACUCUUCCUAAAGAGUGUUUGGAUCCUGUCGAAGUAAACAUCAGUAGAAAAUCUCUAUCUGACAAUAAUUACACUACUACUACUAGGAUUGACGACAAAAAUGUAACGCUUGAUGAUUUUAAUAGAACGAGCAGAAAACAAGGGAACGAGAAUAUCUAUGGUGGGAUUUGUCAGAAUGACCACGGUGGACCUUUAAUAGCAUUCUCAGGUGACAAGGAGGUGGUUAUAGGAAUUGCGUUGAAUAGCGUUUACGAUGAAGAAUAUCAAUGUAAAGGCCCCUUCUUAUAUCUGAGCACAGCUCAUUCUAAAGUACUCAUUAAAUGUUUACUUGCUUCCGUCGAUGAAACACGAAAGGUAUGUGAAUCAAUGAAUUACGCGGUAGAUGAACGAAUUAUUAAGUGGCCAGAUGUUAAACGUAAAGUACCAAAGGAAUGUGAAGAUGGAGGAUGUCAGGCUGUGCGAAUCCGACCACAAGUGAGAUUAUUAGACUUGAUAGAUGAUGCUAUAGAACAGUGAACUGUUACACCCUUUUUUUAUCGUCCCACUACUGGGCACAGGCCUCCUCUCACACGGAGAACAGUGAACACCGUUUAAUAUUGAUUUAUUGAGCUUGAAAAAUACGAAAACAUUAUUGUUUCAAUUAGA